AUAAACCUUACAGUCAAAAUAAACUGCAGUAUACUGGGCGCGACUCUCCACAACUACACAUUCAGUUGGAUGUUGGGAUUGUAAUUUAGUGAUACAGUUACAAAGAAGAGGUUCAGGGCGCAAAGAUUGCAGACUAUUUAUUUAUAGUUUUGAAACAGUCUUUAUUGAUGCCCUCAAAAGCCAACACGGGACUGCCUUGUGUAUGAGCUUCGCAUCCUCACAUUUCCAUUACGCACAGGAGAGCGCUCACAUGCCUUCUGUUGGAGCCCUCCUUGAGCAGCGCGCCGGAAGAGCCUAGGUGACUCGGGGACCUCACGGAGGAAGGCGGUGAAACACGAGCUCCUUUCAUAUUUAUCACCUUGGAAAUGAGCGUUGUAUGUUUCCCCGCAUGCGUAAAAGCUGUACUAUUCUAAUGGUCAUGUCAUGGUUCGCGUCUUCCCGCUACUGCUCUACCCGGGGAGGAGUGUGGUGGUUCAGUCCCUCAAAAAGUUCAAGAUUCCCUUCAGUAAAGUCCUUUUAAAUUUUUGGUCUGUAAGUAUUUUUUUUUCCCAGCUGAACAUUGGAGUAGUCCCGCAAUGGCUAGGGUGCCCUGAGGGGAGAUGGAUUUAGAGGUGAAGACUGUGAACGGGUCGAGCUGUUUGUCCCAGAAUGAGAGCGACUGCAGACUGAGCGCUUCCUCCGCUGGAGUGUCCACUGCGCUGGCCAGCGUGCUGAUCUUCACCAUCGUGGUAGACAUCCUGGGCAAUGUCCUCGUCAUCCUGUCCGUAUACAGGAACAAAAAGCUCAGGAAUGCAGGCAACAUCUUCGUGGUGAGUUUGUCCGUGGCAGACCUGGUGGUGGCGUUGUACCCCUACCCUCUGGUCCUUACAGCCAUCUUCCACAAUGACUGGACCAUGGGUGACCUGCACUGCCAGGCCAGUGGCUUCAUCAUGGGCCUAAGUGUCAUUGGCUCCAUCUUCAACAUCACGGCCAUCGCCAUCAACCGCUACUGCUACAUCUGCCACAGCCUCCACUAUGACCGUCUGUACAGCCUGAGGAACACCUGCUGCUAUGUGGGCCUCACCUGGAUGCUCACCGCCAUCGCCACAGUGCCCAACUUCUUUGUGGGCUCGUUGCAGUACGAUCCGCGCAUCUACUCCUGCACCUUCGCCCAGACGGUCAGCUCAUACUACACUAUCUCAGUGGUGAUUAUACACUUUCUGAUCCCACUGCUGGUGGUGUCCUACUGCUACAUGAGAAUAUGGGUGCUGGUGAUUAAAGUGAAACAUCGGAUUAAACCGGAGCAAAGGACUAAAAUGAAACCUAGUGAUGUGAGGAACUUCUUGACAAUGUUUGUGGUGUUUGUGUUGUUUGCAGUGUGCUGGGCUCCACUUAACCUCAUAGGCCUGGCUGUAGCUGUAAACCCUGCAGCAGUUGCGCCCCAUAUACCUGAGUGGCUCUUUGUCACAAGCUACUUUAUGGCGUACUUCAACAGCUGCCUCAACGCCGUCAUAUAUGGCCUACUAAACCAAAACUUCCGCAAAGAAUACAAGACAAUCCUUCUCGCUCUUUGCAUCCCACGUUUGCUCCUCGUGGAGACCUCCAGGUGUGCAACAGAGGGACUUAAGAGUAAACCAUCACCAGCUGUAACAAACAAUAAUGUAGCAGAGAUAAAUGUAUAAACUAAUGUUUUACUGGGAAACUUCAGUUAAGUUUCUCUAGAGCCUCAAUGUGAAUGUGUGACACGAUUCACCCAGUGCCUUUUCACAUGAUGUAAUCAUGUUUGGAGAGGAUGCCAUCGUAUUCCUUUCAGCCAUGUCAGACACUAUUCCCUCAUGUUGAGAGUAAAAUAAAUCCGUUGUAUCAUUGGUACAUUGUGCUCCUUUGUGGCAGCCUCCCUGCACCUACAGUUAAAGACAUACCAGCUAACUGGUUAAUGAGCAGUAUAAAUUCAGAAAACAAGGUAAUAUUCACUGAAAAAUAUUUGAACCAUGAGGCAGCACUGAGAAUUUCUGUCCUAAACUCAUACACAACAGCCUAUUAUUUGGAUGGGAGACUACACUUUUCAAGUCACAUCCCAGCAUGUGUACAUCAUGGGCACGGGAAUGACUCAGUGCCUAUUUGCACAGAUUGAUUAUGAGUAUGUCAACAACAUAGUGAAAAUAAAAUAAAUGGUUUUUUUUCCUAUUCCCUGUCUCUGCACUCUUAAAAGUCUGCUUGGUUAUUUACCUUCAAUACAAUGGCUUCCUUUUAUUAAAUGCUAAAUUAUGAAGGAUUUUAUGCUUAUGGUUUGAUUUAAUUGACUGAGAAUAUUUAAAGUGGCAUGGGCGCCAAUCUGGAAACUGAAAAAUAUUUUUAAUUCUGUAAAAGCCAUGUUGAAGUUUGCAUCUUAUAUUUCAUCCUCUGUGUAUGAAUACCUCACUCUCCUUCUCCCUGGGAAUAUAUGCUGUAUUAAUUUCACCAUGAAGCUGUUUCACCCUCAGGCUUGUGAGCUUCUGAGCGAUGAUGCCCCCACAAAAAAAAAAAAAA
Molecule: messenger RNA, 2508 nt
Organism: Micropterus salmoides (largemouth bass)
Lineage: Eukaryota; Metazoa; Chordata; Actinopteri; Centrarchiformes; Centrarchidae
Gene: mtnr1c
Product: melatonin receptor 1C
Exons: 2
Coding region: 600-1661 (353 amino acids)
Biological process (GO): G protein-coupled receptor signaling pathway
Cellular component (GO): membrane
Molecular function (GO): melatonin receptor activity
Source: RefSeq, a predicted model, not a curated record